This is a messenger RNA of Dermatophagoides pteronyssinus (European house dust mite), 2387 nucleotides long. Its product is annotated as monocarboxylate transporter 14-like. Gene Ontology annotation, molecular function: monocarboxylic acid transmembrane transporter activity. The record is from RefSeq and is a predicted model, not a curated record. Gene Ontology annotation, biological process: monocarboxylic acid transport; transmembrane transport. Lineage: Eukaryota; Metazoa; Arthropoda; Arachnida; Sarcoptiformes; Pyroglyphidae.
UGUCUCUGUGCAUAAUAUAGCGGCGAAAAAAAGCAUCAAUUGAAAAAAUAUUCGAAUCAUUGAAUUGAAUCGAAAUAAACCUUGAAUAGAAAAAAAAACAGAAAAGAAACCACGUUUAGUUUGAUGCGGACAAAUUUUUUUUAAUAUAUCGGUUUCAAAUGAAUAAAUUUUUUUGUUGAUUUUUUGUGACGGACCAAAAAAAAAGAAUACAUUUUUUUCAAAAAAGUUAUGAUAACCUGCAUAUUGUGUUUCAACAAACAGAAAAAAACCUUUAUUUCAUGUUUCAUUAAUCUGUUGAACGAGUGAAAAAAUAAAUCAUCAAACAAAGUGUUAACAAUGGAACAAUCAUUGCCUUCCGUAAAGACAUCCGUCGAUAAUCCACCCAUAAAUGGUCGACCAAAAUUACAGACAUUAAAAGUGCCUACAAUAAAUGAUUCAAAUUAUGAUUUACAACAACAACAAUAUUCUAUAUCACCAUCAUCACCAACAUAUAAAUCACCUAUGAAUGGAAUUCCCGAUAUGAAUAUUAUGGUUAGCGGACAAAGUUUUAAUAACGAUUUGGAACAACAAUAUAGAUUAUCAUCGGCUGAUGAUGAUUCGCCUAUUGAUGGUGGUUUUGGUUGGGUUGUAGUAUUUGCAUCGUUUAUGUGCAAUGUUAUUGUUGAUGGUAUAAUUUUUUCAUUCGGUAUUCUAUUGCCAGAAAUUUCGGCUGAAUUUAAUGAAACUAAAGCAACUACUGCAUGGAUAGGUUCAUUACAGACUGGUUUAUAUUUGAUUGUCGGUAAUGAAGAAAAAAAAAAUGAAAUUUUGUCUAAACUAACGAAUCAUAAUGAUUGUUUUUGUUUUCCAAUAUAUCUAAUAGGACCACUUGUCAGUGCAUUAGCAAUACGAUAUGAUUGUCGUAAAAUUACGGCAGUCGGUAGUGUAUUGGCCGCAAUCGGUUUUGUUUUGUCAUAUUUUUGUACCAAUGUUAUUACACUUUAUUUAACGUUUGGUGUGCUUGGAGGUAUUGGUUUUGGAUUUGUUUUCUUGCCAGCAAUCGUAACCGUUGGUUAUUAUUUUGAAAAGAAACGUGCAUUUGCUACAGGAAUCGCUGUUUGUGGUUCAGGUAUUGGAAUGUUUAUCAUGGCACCAAUUAUGCAUUUUCUUGUCGAACAAUAUGGCUGGCGUGUAAGCGUAUUGAUUUUGGCUGUAAUAACAUUGUUUUGUGCAGUUUUUGGUUCAUUUUUUCGGCCAAUCAAAUAUGAUCCAAGAACGGAUGAAGAAAUACCAGCACCAGGAGCCAUACAACCAAAACCAUUACUGAUGCGAAUCAAAGAAGCACGUGCUGCUGCUUGGGCUAGAUCCGAAGAAGAACUAAGCGAAGAAUCACCAACCAGUAGUCAGAAUAGUGCACCACCUCCUUAUUCGGAAGUUUUAGAAGUAGUAAGGACGCCUACUGAAGAUAGAAUGGUUUCAUUUUCGAAAAAUAGCCUAUUUCAAACAUCAAUCGAAAAUCGUAAACGUACAAGAAGUACAAUAGAAACAAUUGGAUCACGUAAUAAUCUUCAAACAGUAAAAAAAAUUCCCACACCUCGAGAUGAAAUGCUUUACAGUAAUUUAAGUCUUGUGGUUAUACCUCAAAGUCGUUCAUAUGCUAAUCUUCGUUCACAAUCAAUGGGAACUAUAGCUAAAAGUGGUGAAAUAGAUGUACCAAGUUUUUGUUCAGGUUUUGAUUUAUCGUUAUUGAAAAAGCCAUCAUUUGUUUUAUUGGCAUUAAGUGGAUUUCUUUGUCUGGUUGGAUUUUUCAUACCUUUCAUCUAUCUUAGUGACAGAGCUAAACUUUUGGGUUGUUCACCCGAUAAAUGUGCAUUCAUAUUAUCGAUUAUUGGCAUAGCCAACACAUUCGGACGUGUAAUGUGUGGAUGGGCAGCAGAUUCACGUGUAAAUGCAUUACUUUUAAACAAUAUUGCAUUGACUGUUGGUGGAAUUGCUACCUUUAUUUCACCGAUUGUAUUCAAUUCAUAUUAUUCUUUAAUAUUUUAUGGUUCAAUUUUUGGCGUUUCUGUUGCAUCAUUUGCUACUUUACGUUCUGUGAUAACAGCCGAACUUUUAGGUCUAGAAAAAUUGACCAGUGCAUUUGGAUUAUUAUUGUUAUUUCAAGGUUUAGCCGUUACUAUUGGCUCACCAAUUGCAGGAUGGUUUUUUGAUAUUACCGGAUCAUAUGAUUAUUCAUUUUAUUUAUCAGGAUCGGCUAUUGCAUUAUCCGGUGUUAUGUGUUAUCCAUUGAAUGCAAUUGCUGCAUGGGAGAAAAGAUUUUUUGAUGAAAAAGAACAAUCAACAAAUGAUAAUCAAUCAACAAACAAAGAUGAUAAAUUUUGAUUCUGAAGAAAGAAAGAAAAAAAUAU